AGCGCGAGUGAAGAGGAGCAGCGCUGAACAAGACGCUUUAAGUGGGAUCGUGGAUUUAAGCCGAUUUUCACAUUUUUGGGGAAUUCGUGGCGUUUAUUUUACCCCAAUCUCUAUCAAACGUAACACAGACAAGUUAAUGCACGAGGUGGAUCCCAUUCAUAUUCACAACGGUCUUUUCACUUUCCAGCGAGCAUGAGAACUUGUCCGUGGAAGUGUGUUGUUCUAUUGUUGGCUGCAUUUUUUACCCUAAGCGCUUUAAUCUAUGGACGCUAUGACUUGGAUUUCAUAUACAGCGACGGGCGCGUCAUCCAGCAAAGACUACUCACAGUGACUGAUAGCAGCUUACCCCUCUAUAAGGAGAGUGGGGAGGCCACCACAGCACCCCCAGAGGAUGAGCAGCAGGUGAUGCCGUGCUCCUUGAGGCAGACGGUCCAGCAAGAUCCCCUCCUCCAGCAGCGCUUUAACUUCUCCGUGCCCGUCCUGCAGUGGGCAGGGCACUCCAGCGUCGGCGAAUGGCAGCGUCUGCAGCUGUACCCUCCCCCAUACGGCUGGAAGGGCCUGCCCUGGGACGUGGUGAACUCCACUCUGGCCCUACUCAGUGACCCGCAGAGCAGCAGCCGGCUGUUGGAGCAUGUGGGUCCGAGGCCGUGCGUGCGCUGCGCGGUGGUUGGGAAUGGCGGAAUCCUGAGAGGCUCUGGGCAGGGCGGGGCCAUCGACGCCCACCACUAUGUCUUCAGGGUGAACGGUGCCGUGACCAAGGGCUUUGAGGAGGACGUGGGGACAAAGACCUCCUUCUACGGCUUUACCACCAACACCAUGAAGAACUCGCUCAUCUCAUACCGGGCGGCGGGGUUUCUCAGGGUCCCCCAAGGCCAGGGCAUUCACUACAUCUUCAUCCCCUCUGACAUGCGGGAUUACCGGAUGCUGGCCGCGGCGAUCAGGGGAGCCCCGGUGACCUCAGGGGAGGACAGAGGCGACCUACCAUCUACAUAUUUUGGACAGAAUCCCUCAGUCCACCAGUUUAAGUUGCUCCACCCAGACUUCAUCACAUAUGUGAAGGACAGGUUCCUGAAGUCGCCACUCUUGCGGAUGAUGUAUGGUCACCUGUAUAUGCCCAGCACAGGUGCACUGAUGCUUAUGACUGCCCUGCACACCUGUGACCAGGUGUCAGCUUAUGGCUUCAUCACAGACAACUACAAGGACUUCUCAGACCACUACUUCGACAUGGUGAAGAAGCCCCUGGUUUUCUACGCCAACCAUGACAUGCAGAUGGAGUCACGCUUGUGGGAGCAGCUGCACACCCGGAAGGUUCUGUGGCUGUUCAAGAGGCCCUCGGAGGAGUGAGGCAUGCAGGGAGUGCAGGACCCUCGGGGGCUGGGAGACAUUGACAACCAGCCCGCUCUGAGCCAGCUAAUUUAAGAGAACCUCCCCUGUACUUGCGCCACGUGGAGAAUGGCUCAUUCACACAGCGCUUCUCCAUUAGAAUUCAGCUCCUGGAACAUUCUGGAUUCUGUCUUGAUGCUGAGAGGCGGUGCUCGUGCUAAGGGGCCGUAUCCCUCAGAACCAUGCACUUGCUCCCGUGGCCUUAAUCACUGUGAAUGUCAGCGAGUCUCAGUGCAAUGCUGUGUGUGAGUUUGGGCCAGCGGGCUCAAUGGCAAGGGACUGACUGAGUCACUGACAGGAGAGACUGAGAAAGUGAUACAAUGUUUGAGUGGAGUGAGAAUGAGAAAAUGCCUGAGAGAGUUACAGAGCAGAGUGAUAGAGUGAGAAAGUGACUGAGGAGAUUGAAAGAGUGAUACAGAGUGAAUGAGUAGUGAUACAAUGACAUAGCAGAGUGAGAAAGAGGCACAAAGAAUGUGGCAUAGGAGAGUGGAAGACUUCUAGAGGGACUGAGUGGAGUAAGAGAAUGAGUGUGAGAGUAUUUUUUAAAUAGAAUAGUUUAUACACUAAUAAAGGUCUGCUGAUGUAUUUCUCAGAAAUGUAAUGUCCUUUGUGCACAUAACAUCAGUAGUCUCUUAAUAUCUGUGAUCCACGUCCAUUCCUAACGGAAUUAUUUUUUUACUGACCGCUAGUCAAU
Molecule: messenger RNA, 2077 nt
Organism: Megalops cyprinoides (Indo-Pacific tarpon)
Lineage: Eukaryota; Metazoa; Chordata; Actinopteri; Elopiformes; Megalopidae
Gene: st6galnac2
Product: ST6 (alpha-N-acetyl-neuraminyl-2,3-beta-galactosyl-1,3)-N-acetylgalactosaminide alpha-2,6-sialyltransferase 2
Exons: 9
Coding region: 193-1344 (383 amino acids)
Molecular function (GO): sialyltransferase activity
Source: RefSeq, a predicted model, not a curated record